UCACUUAAUGAUAAUAUGAUGGUAUAUUGGUUAUCUUGGUUAACCAAUUAACCAAAUCGAUUAAACUUUAGUAUGGUUAAUUUGGUUAUUGUAUUAGUUUAGACGAUUUGGUUAUGAUAUUGUAUUUCAUGGUAAAUAGAAUUUAGACUUAUCUACAAAAUACUAUAAGCCAAUGUCAAUAUAUUGCUUUUGCCACGUCAGCCCCUCCUCAAUAUACCGCACACUGCGGAAGGACCUCCAGGUAAUUCUAAUAAUUCCCUCUCACCGGCCGUCUAUCUCGCACAAAAGUUCUCACACGUACAAUCUCCCCCCGCCUGUCAACCAAAACCUCCUUACUUACCGCAGCUCUCUCGAUGGUAUCAAUAUAAUCCCUUUUUUACAACAAUAAAAAUAUAAUAAUUGUUGCACAUUUAAUCUGCUUCUUGAAUCCCCCGGCGCCGCCCCCGGAAAUCCCUUCCUAACCGCACCGCCGAGCAAACUCACCGGAGAGCAGUUGUACACCCCUCGGCGACUAUUAUUAUACCAAGAGUGUCAAAGAAGCUGGGGUAUUUAUCUCUUUGUCCUAUUUCUGAUAACGUUAUCUCUUUGUUAUCUUAGGUUCUGAAUUAAUUUUUAUGGAUCUGAUUUUAGGUUUUCUUACUUACAGAUCUGCUAGGUGCAACGAAGCCAUCUCAGUUGCAGAUUCGUUUUAGUUAGAGUUGUGGUAAUUGUGGAAUUUUGUCUAUCUUUGUCUCGAUCUUCUCUGGAUUUUUGUUUUCAUCUCUCUGAACCUCUCUCAACAAUGGCCAUAUAUAUAUAGUCACGUUUCGUUCUCCUGUUUAAUUUUUUUUUUCCUUUCGAUUUCUGAGUUGGUAUCUUUUUUCUAAAGUUGUUUGCUGUAGGUGCUUCCAGUGGCAGUGCCAUGAAUCUGAAUGAGGGGAUAAAAGAAUUUACGUUUAAAGGUUUGAACCGGCGAGAGGGGCUAAAGUCUUAUCACCUACUCUAUUAUCCAAAUUUGUUGUGAAAUUUACAUGUAAAUUUACACAAUUUUGAGAGUUGAAGGGGGCCAUAGCCCCUCCUGCCAACAACGUGACUUCUCCACUGGUAGGUGCUGAUAUGAAUUGGUGAGGUUCAGCGUCGGGUACAAAGCAUUGUCCAUGAAACCGUACCGCAGACCGUGCCCAAAAAGUAAGUGGUAGGGUAUUUUAUGGCAAAACCGUGGUUUAACCGUAGUUCAACCGUUAGUACCGUUAAAUACCGCCUAUCGGUUUAGCCUCCGGUACUGGUAUUUUGUGGUUGAAUCGCCGGUACAGUACGGUUUAAUGGACCAUGGUACAAAGGAGAAGCACAUCUCCGCGUUCCAAGGUGCUUGGUUACAGCCUUACAGGGAUUGUUCUAUGACUGGUUUGCUUUGUCUCUGCUUUGAUGGUUUCGUUCGGUCUUUCUCCUUAGUAGACUUUCUUUGAUUUCUUUCAUAAGAAAUUAAGGCGGUGAGUUUGAUUGCCAAGAAUCCGGCGACCAAGGAUAUGUGCAGAUCCAAACAUCCCAUGAUGCGUUUUUUGUUUUGGGAGGUGAAGUGGUGAACAGAAGGGUAAAGAUCCAACUCUUUCAUUCGUUUCUCCCUCUAUGUAAUUGUGAUUUUCGUGGUUUUUUUGCAGGGUUAAAACUAAAUUGUAUUAUAUUGUAAUUUUGCUUCCCUUUGUGGUUGUGCAAGGGUUAUGGUAAUGCCGCUGAAGUGUAGUCACCACUCACCAUGACCAUUUUUCGAGCCAAAAUCCUCGGUUUAAAUUGUAAUUUAUUUUCUUUCGUUCAAGUCGACAUCAUUGUUACAAGAUUUUGAUGACUUCGCAGUAAUUUAUUUUGCAUGUGCAUCCCACAAUUAUUCAAUCACUCUAUUCUUAUACGAAGUUUGGCAAUGUCUCGACUAUUAAAAGCUAAACUUCAAAUUCAAACGAGAUGAAAGGAGAUGUAAGCAGGUUUAAUAUUAGGCUUAAACAUAUUAGAUGAUACUUUUUAAAGGGGUUAAUGCCACAUUUGGUCACUGUGAUUACUAAAUUGUGUCGUGUUUAGUCACUAGAAAAACUUAAUAUCAAAUUUGGUCACUCUAAUUACUAAAACAGGUCAUAUUUAGUCACUCUCCGUUAGUCUCCAUCCAACUCCGUUAAUGAAGUCCGUUAAGUGCUGACGUGGCUAACGAGAGAGCCUAAUCAGUGCCGUUUUGACCCGAAAAUGGUCAAACUCGACCCGCCACGUCACCGAACCCGCCAUGUCAUACAUCCAACCCAAACUAUUAAGCCAACCUAACCAAAAACUAAACCCUAACCCACCUAACAAAACCCUUUCUCCUUCCUCGCGAUGCUCUACUCUGCUCCUUCCCUUCAAGGUGCAAAAGACACCCAAUUAAUUCCCGCGAGGUGCAAAUUGAUUCCCAAAAUUCCCACUCCCUCCAUCUCUCUAUAUAUUCAUACACACAAAUCAUGGCUUCAGCAACCAUAUGCAGCUCAAGAAUCUGUGGUAUCAAGUGAUUGCAUCUGUUCCAAUACAACUGCAAUUUCCCAUCGCCGUACCCCUCGCCAGUUACCAAGAAGCGCCGGUUCGCUCCCCCAUGUCUCAAGCGCCUCCAGGCGAGGUUCCCCAACAUGGAGGUGGGGAUUCUCGAGCUAUCCCUAGAAGAAUGCGGCAGCAACAUCGACGCCGCCAUCUACUGCCUCUGCCGUCUCUCCCUGGAAGAAGCGCUUGCCACGAAACCCGGCCCCGCAGUGAAAAUCAGCAGCGACGAGCAUGGAUGACGCCAAAUCCCGAGCCGGCAAGGUUUUGGAAGCUCUGGAGAAUUGCACCUCGCGGGAAAAGGGAUAGCGUGGAGCUCUACAUCUCUCCCUGAAGUUCGAUCGAAUUGGUGAACCUAGAGGAAGGAGCAGUUCGCGAGGAAGGAGAAAGGGUCUUGGUCUGAAAAUGGCCACUAACCCAAUCGAUUUUCCAAUUUUGUUUUGUUAGGUGGGUUAGGGUUUAGUUCUGGGUCGGGUUGGGUUAAUGGUUUUGGUUUGGUGUAUGACAUGGCGGGUUUGGUGACGUGGCGGGUCGGGUUUGACCAUUUUCGGGUCAAAACGGCGCUGAUUAGGCUCUCUCGUUAGCCACGUCAGCACUUAACGGACUUCAUUAACGGAGUUGGAUGGAGACUAACGGAGAGUGACUAAAUAUGACCUGUUUUA
This is a messenger RNA of Linum trigynum, 3188 nucleotides long. Lineage: Eukaryota; Viridiplantae; Streptophyta; Magnoliopsida; Malpighiales; Linaceae. The record is from the annotation of a GenBank genome assembly.